UCAUUUCAGAACUCAGAAUUCCAGAAGAACGGCGAGAGUCAAAGCAAUCGGAAGUGUUUCGUUAUUGUUUUGGAGCGGUGUUACUGUAACUUAAAGUGCAAAGUAGCAGGCGGCUAGCUAAUAAGCGCGGCUUGACCUGUAAAAGGCUCUAAGCCAUGGGAACAUUCAAUAUAACAGCCUUAUGGCUUGUUCUAAUGCUGUGGCUACCCAGUGGACUAUCGGUUGGAAAUAGUUGUUCGGCUUCAGAUCUAGAGGCUCGCAGAUUCUUCGAGUUGGAGAAUGAACAAUUGCGUAGACGUUUUCACGAGGAAUUUUUGUCCGGCUAUACGUAUAACACUAAUGUUUCGGAGGCAAAUCGUCAGGCUAUGAUCGAGAUUUAUGCUCGGAAUGCGGAGCUUAAUAAACGUUUGGCCGAAAAGAUAAAGGCCUCCGCUUACGUUCAGUCCGAGGAUGCAGAUAUACGACGACAGGCCGAGCACCUCUCCAAACUGGGAGCUUCCGCCCUGAGUCCCGAAGACUACUUGGCCUUGCAAAAUGCCAUCAGUUCGAUGCAGACGAAUUACGCCACCGUCACAGUAUGUUCCUAUACAAACCGCAGUGAUUGCUCACUUGCUCUGGAGCCACACAUCCAGGAACGCUUGUCACACAGCCGGGAUCCUGAGGAGCUGUCCUGGUACUGGCGGGAGUGGUACGAUAAGUCGGGAACCCCCAUGCGGGAUCACUUUGCCGAGUAUGUUCGUCUUACGCGCAAGGCUUCCCAAUUGAAUGGUCACCGUUCCUAUGCUGAUUAUUGGGUGCAGUUUUACGAGGACCCGGAGUUUGAACGACAACUUGAUGCUACAUUCAAGAAACUGCUGCCCUUCUACCAGCAGCUUCACGGCUACGUUCGCUUCCGCCUGCGACAGCACUACGGUCCGGAUGUAAUGCCAGCGGAGGGGAACAUUCCAAUAAGCCUGCUGGGCAACAUGUGGGGUCAAUCGUGGAACGAGCUGCUCGAUCUCUUCGCUCCCUAUCCGCAGAAGCCUUUUUUGGAUGUGAAGGUUGAGAUGGAACGACAGGGAUACACGGUGCAGAAGCUAUUUGAGCUUGGGGAUCAAUUCUUUCAGUCGCUCGGAAUGCGCGCCCUGCCAACCAGUUUCUGGAAUCUGAGUGUGCUCACCCGUCCCGACGAUCGCCAGGUAGUUUGCCAUGCCUCCGCCUGGGACUUUUACCAAAACAGCGAUGUGAGGAUAAAGAUGUGCACGGAAAUUGACAACCACUACUUUUAUGUGGUGCAUCAUGAGUUAGGACACAUCCAGUAUUACCUGCAAUACGAACAUCAACCAGCUGUCUACCGGGGAGCUCCUAAUCCUGGCUUCCACGAAGCCGUUGGCGACUUGAUUGCCCUGUCAGUGAUGUCUCCAAAGCACUUGAAAGCCAUUGGACUGAUAGAUAAUGGUAGACUGGACGAGAAAAGUCGAAUCAAUCAGUUGUUUAAGCAGGCUCUUUCUAAGAUUGUUUUCCUGCCCUUCGGCUAUGCCGUGGACAAGUAUCGCUAUGCUGUUUUUCGCAACCAACUUGAUGAAUUGCAAUGGAACUGCGGAUUCUGGCAGAUGCGAUCCGAGUUUGGCGGCGUCGAGCCACCAGUUUUCCGCAACGAAAAAGAUUUCGAUCCGCCAGCCAAAUACCACAUUGAUGCGGAUGUCGAAUACCUUCGGUAUUUUGCCGCUCACAUCUUCCAGUUCCAGUUCCAUAAAACCCUAUGCCGUCAGGCCGGACAAUAUGCUCCGAAUGACAGUCGCCUUACUUUAGACAACUGUGAUAUAUUUGGCAGCAAAGCCGCUGGACGAUCCCUAAGCCAGUUCCUCUCCAAGGGAAACUCCAGGCACUGGAAGAAAGUUCUCCAGGAGUUCACGGGCGAGACCGAAAUGGAUCCAGCGGCACUCUUAGAGUACUUUGACCCGCUCUACCAGUGGCUCAAGCAGGAAAAUAGCCGUUUGGGCGUCCCAAUAGGUUGGGGACCUACAAACAAGAUCCCUUCGGAUUGCUGUGGAACAUUUAGCACAUAGCCCGCGCUAUUAAUAUUUGGACUUAAGGUUACUUAGACCCGCAAGAAAUAUACAUAUACAAAAAAAAAACUGAGAAAUUGUAAGAACUGUAAUUAAUUCCAAAUUCAAGCUAUGCUAUUUAAAUAUAUAUUUAUUGUAUCGAUUUA
This is a messenger RNA of Drosophila biarmipes, 2194 nucleotides long. Its product is annotated as angiotensin-converting enzyme-related protein. Gene Ontology annotation, biological process: proteolysis. The transcript is spliced from 4 exons. Gene Ontology annotation, molecular function: peptidyl-dipeptidase activity; metallopeptidase activity. The record is from RefSeq and is a predicted model, not a curated record. The coding region runs from base 156 to 2048 and encodes 630 amino acids. Gene Ontology annotation, cellular component: plasma membrane. Lineage: Eukaryota; Metazoa; Arthropoda; Insecta; Diptera; Drosophilidae.